Messenger RNA from Paramecium sonneborni, 126 nucleotides. The record is from the annotation of a GenBank genome assembly. NCBI's taxonomy places the organism in Eukaryota, Ciliophora, Oligohymenophorea, Peniculida, Parameciidae.
AUGAAGUAAAUUUGUCAUUAUACAUUUGAUGAAAUAAAUUCUCUAUAUAAGAUGCACAUGGUAAAGCAUAUGAAGGAUUAAACACUCUAAACAAUGAAACAGCAGCCAUAAAGAAGUUAGACUUGA